UGUCUUUCUCUCAUCCUUUUCAUAUUUGCCAGCUCCAUCUCUCUCUCUCUCUCUCUCUAGAAAUCAUCAUCAAAGAACUAGCUAAGGAUGUCUUCGGAUGAUGAUGAAGGAGGAGAGGAGUAUCUAUUCAAGAUUGUGAUAAUCGGAGACUCUGCCGUCGGGAAAUCGAACCUUCUCUCUCGGUACGCUCGAAACGAGUUCAACGCUCAUUCCAAAGCCACCAUCGGCGUUGAGUUCCAGACGCAGAACAUGGAUAUCGAUGGCAAAGAUGUCAAAGCUCAGAUUUGGGAUACUGCUGGUCAGGAACGCUUCCGUGCCGUUACUUCCGCUUAUUACCGCGGCGCCGUUGGAGCCCUCGUCGUUUACGAUAUUAGCCGUCGCUCCACUUUUGAGAGCGUUGCCCGUUGGCUCGAUGAACUCAAGAUACAUUCGGAUACAACGGUGGCUAGGAUGUUGGUGGGAAACAAAUGCGACCUAGAAAGCAUAAGAGCAGUGAGCGUGGAAGAAGGCAAAGCUUUAGCGGAAACAGAAGGACUAUUCUUCAUGGAAACAUCAGCUCUCGAUUCAACCAACGUUAAAACAGCUUUCGAAAUGGUCAUCCGUGACAUCUACACCAACGUUAGCAGGAAACAACUCAACUCCGACACUUAUAAAACCGAACUAAGCAUGAAGAACCGAGUCAGUCUCGUUAAAGACGAUAGUAAAAGCUCAACACAAGGCUUUGGUUUCUCCUGCUGUUCAUCCUCUUGAGUCUUCUUGAACCUGAUGAAUUUUUCGUUCUAUAUUAUUAUUUCCAUUGAUUCAUUUUGAGUUUUGUCCUCUACAAAAGUUUCACAAGAUUUUUCUUUUGAUUCAAAAUUGUAAUGUUUCUUUAUGUGUGGAUCCGUAUAGUAGUAAAACACUUAAUACGACAAUUAAUUAUUGUCUAAUUUUGUAA
Messenger RNA from Camelina sativa (false flax), 937 nucleotides. RefSeq names its product ras-related protein RABA5d. The record is from RefSeq and is a predicted model, not a curated record. NCBI's taxonomy places the organism in Eukaryota, Viridiplantae, Streptophyta, Magnoliopsida, Brassicales, Brassicaceae. Gene Ontology annotation, molecular function: GTP binding; GTPase activity.